AAUGCGUAACAACGCAAAGCAUCCGCGGGAGCAAGAAAUGAAAUGCCUUUUUUUUAAAGAUAGGAGGUUACGGGAAUGACUGAGUGAGUGGGAGUUCAAACACGCUCCGACUACCAAAUUGCCGGGGUGUGUGUGUCUGUGUUGUUACUCAACAACUGGAAUCCCAGCAUCUGUUUUCCUGACGCAUGUCUUGUGUUGGGGAGGGGGGGAGAGAGAGCAGACAGCGGACAACCAGCAGGUAUCGACGUCAAACGGGAAUCCGCAGUCACAAUCAGGAGUCUUUGCACUGGAUCUGGGGGCUAUGAACAGAAACCGCAGCCGGGAGAAUCCAGCACUGCAGCGGGGAAGGGAAAGAAACAACUCGCCGAAGAACUGCAGGCGGAAGUUGUGUUUGUUCCUCGCAACCUCAUCUGCUGCUGCAGACUAGCCACUGUAGUACAGGAGCAUAAGAAAAAAAGGGGGGAGGGAAGACCAAAGAAAGUUGCACGAAAAUUAUUUUUACUGUGUAAAAACAUUUUUAACGAACUCCUGAAUUCGGCUCCAGCGUCUCGGUUUAGUUCAGUGUUGGGAUCGUCUUCGUGCUGCCGGUUGUUAGUCCACCGUCUUUCGGUUCGGAGAAACUGGGCCAACUAUGGUUCAUCUUGUAUCAUCAUCCCCUUUUCCGUAAGUUUAUAGUUUUCCCCCCCUUUUUUAUAUACAUUGGCCUGCUGCUUGUUCUCCCUUCGCUCGCAAAAACCUUAGUACUGAAACAGCAGUGAAUCUACCUCGGCAAGGUUCUCUCUUGUUCUACGUGUCUUUUUUCUCUCAAUUUGAAUCCGGCGUUUCUGUAACUAAAUGCUACUGGAUUUGAGAAAGUAGGUGCAGUUGUCGAUGCGGUGUAGUUUUAGGAAUCCGGAUGAUUUUUGUUUCGAGGUUUAAAUGUGUUAUUUUUUAACCGACGCUAGGCAGUAAACACUACCUUGACAGGCUUUUGCAAAACUGUGUUGGAUUUUUUGUUUCGUGGUUUCAUUUCGUUGGUCGGGGGUUUAGUUUACACGCUACUUAGCCGAAGCCAACGACAUUACUGCGGGAAUAUUUUGCGUUAAGACGAUUUUUUUCAUGGAAAUUGGAGACCUUCAAAAAUAAUAAAAACUUCUGACUCAAUGGGCAUCUCGUACACAACAGUUUUGCUCGCCGUGUAUGACUGAUAUUCAUGCCAUUUACAUGAUCACAGAUAAUUCUGGCUGAACUGAAGCUUGCAGUCGUAUGGCCACGAUGAUUCGCAGAGGGUUAACGUAGGGUGUGCUAACGCUGUCGGGUUUUUUUUCUUUUAUUUAUAUCGAAGCAAAUAAGCUGCAAGUGUACAAAUAAGACAAAAUUAGCUUAGCAUGGCAGACAGUGUGCGGGUCAAGCACGGUAACUGCGGCACCGACAGCCCGGGCGCCAGCCCUGUGGCCGGGAGGAAGAAAGCACAGAGCUCGCCGGGCUGCAGGACGAAGUACCAGGCUGGGGCUCCCGGACACAGUUUCAGGAAAGUGACACUGACGAAGCCGACCUUCUGCCACCACUGCAGCGACUUCAUCUGGGGAUUAGCCGGCUUCCUUUGCGAAGUGUGCAGUUUCAUGUCCCAUGAGAAAUGUCUUAAGCACAUGAAGACUGUGUGCUCCUGCAUGGCCCCAACUCUAGUACGGGUCCCGGUUGCCCACUGUUUUGGUCCUCCUGGCCACAAAAAGAAGUUUUGUGCGGUUUGCAGGAAACAGCUGGAGGGGAGCUCUGCUCUCCGCUGUGAAGUGUGUGAGCUCCAUGUCCAUGUGGACUGUGCCCAGUUCAGCUGCAGCGACUGUCGACUCUGCCAUCAAGAUGGGCACCAAGAUCAUGACGUUUACCACCACCACUGGAGAGAGGGAAACCUGUCGUCGGGGGCACGCUGCGAGGUCUGCCGGCGGACCUGCGGCUCCUCCGAGGUGCUGGCGGGGAUGAGGUGCGAGUGGUGCGGAAUCACGGCACAUGCUUCGUGUUAUGUAAUUAUAGCCCCCGAGUGUAAUUUUGGAAGGCUGAGAAACAUGAUUCUUCACCCCACCUGUGUACGGAUCUGCUCCAGAAACUUCAGCAAAAUGCACUGUUAUCGCAUCUCGGAGAGCUUCCAGACUGAGCUAGAUAACAGUGAUGACAUUGAUGUCCCCAACCCAGGAACUACAAAAGAAACUCAGGCCACAUCAUCUCCGGACUCAAGCAAACAAACUCUCAAGGUGUUUGAUGGUGAUGAUGCAGUAAAGCGCAACCAGUUUCGCCUUGUAUCCAUUCCCCGAAUAACGAAGAAUGAGGAAGUGGUUGAAGCAGCAUUACGAGCUUUCUACAUCCCUGAGGAACCCCAGGACUACGAACUCCAGAUUUACGGGCAGCAAGGGCUCGUGAGUGAAGAUAUCAUCAACCGCAACGGGGCCACCGACAACAAGGCCCUGUCCGUGUUCAAAGACUACAUGCCAGAGGCCUGGAUCCUGCGAGCCAAGCUGAAGGACAGCGAUGUGCUCAAGAUCUACGCAGGCUGGCUGAAACUUGGAGUGGCGUAUAUCUCCAUCUCCCUAAAAAAGACAAGCACAGUGGAUUCAGUUAUCAGAGACGUUCUUCAGCAGCUUGGAAAACAGGAAGAAGACCCUGAAGGUUUCAAUCUGGUAGAGGUCUACAUGGGCAGCAAGCAAGUUCAACGGCAAGUGCUGACGAAUCAGGAACUUCUGCUGGAGAAAAUUCAAGACAUUCGAAAGACCUCUCUGAGGCAGAUGAACCAGACCCGGUUCUACAUUGUGGAGAAGAAGAACACAGUGGUCCAGGUAUCCCUGCUGGUGGGCGGCCUACCGGCCCAGUUGAACAACAGCGAGUACACAAAACUGCUUCAGGAGCACCUUGCAAUCAAGAGUCAUCUGGUUUCUCUUGCUCACAUUUAUACAGGACAAGGAGCUGUGGCACUGGACAUAUCCUGUUUUUCGGAAGCUGAGAGGAUAUACAUGCUAGCCAAGGACACUACAAUCAACGGCAAGCAGCUGUAUUCGUUAGUCAUUCCUGAAAUUAUGCAUAAGAAACUGCCGCGGGAUUGCUGCCCCUUGCUUGUAUUUGUAAAUCCCAAAAGUGGCGGACUUAAAGGUCGCGACCUCCUCUACAGUUUCAGAAAACUACUUAACCCUCACCAAGUCUUUGAACUGACCAGUGGAGGACCUUUAGCCGGGCUGCACACCUUCCGGGAGGUGCCGUAUUUCCGAAUCCUGGUGUGUGGAGGGGACGGCACAGUGGGCUGGGUACUGGGUGUGCUGGAGGAAGUUCGGCACAAGCUGACGUGCUCAGAGCCGGCCAUUGGCAUAGUGCCCCUGGGUACAGGCAAUGACCUGGCCAGGGUUUUGCGCUGGGGGGCGGGGUACAGUGGGGAGGACCCUUACAACAUCCUUGUCGCUGUGGACGAGGCGGAUGAGGUGCAGAUGGACCGCUGGACCAUACUGCUGGAUGCCCAAGAGGUGGUGGAUGAUGGGAAAGAAAAUGGGAUCUUGGAGCCACCUAAGAUCGUUCAGAUGAGUAAUUACUGUGGACUGGGGAUUGAUGCCGAGCUGAGUCUGGAUUUCCACCAUGCCAGAGAGGAAGAACCAGGCAAAUUUAAUAGCAGGUUUCACAACAAAGGGGUGUAUGUGAAGGUGGGGCUGCAGAAGCUCAGUCAUAACCGGAAUCUGCACAAGGACCUCAAGCUGCAGGUGGACAAGCAGGAUGUGGAGCUCCCCAACAUUGAGGGCCUCAUCUUCCUCAACAUUCCCAGCUGGGGAUCUGGAGCAGACUUGUGGGGUUCGGACAGCGAUGGGAGGUUUGGGAAGCCUCGUAUCGAUGAUGGCAUGCUGGAAGUAGUGGGGGUCACUGGUGUGGUGCACAUGGGCCAGGUCCAGAGUGGACUGCGCUCCGGAAUCCGGAUCGCUCAGGGGAACUAUAUCCGAAUCACUGUGAUGAAGCCCAUUCCGGUGCAAGUGGACGGGGAGCCUUGGAUUCAGGCACCAGGACAGAUCAUUAUCUCUGCAGCUGGGCCUAAGGUUCACAUGCUGAGGAAGUCAAAGACAAAGCAGAAGAAACAAGCUGCAAAUUUGAAAGAGGCAAAAAUGGACAGCCUGUCAACCACAGAGGGGGGACACUGAGGUUCCCAAGAGACUCUCAGUAUGCUAAAACGAAACAAAAGUAGACUUUAACCACAAGCUGUGGACUACAGCUUAACACACAAGAAAUAUGUAAGCUAAAAUUAAGUUUGGGCUUCUGGAGGUUGGCACAGCUCUCAUCUCUAAAGUUUGCUAAUUCUUGUUAGCUUGGAAAAUAGUCAGAUUCUGGGGGAGUUCUUAGCUCUGGUGCAGCAUUUCUUUUCUGCCUUCUAAAUUACGCUCCAAUGUAAAUGUCCUUAAACUGGUGUUAGAUUUACAGAUAUUCAAAUUCACACAGGUUUUAGAUUUUCACAUACUUGAAGUUGAACACCCUUCAGAGUUGUCUGCAGCUGAAAGGUUACAUCAUAUGUAGUUGGUGUUUAUGUAGCUGUACCUCAUGCAGGCGAGUUAAUUAAAUUGUUGAGGAAAAACAGACUGAUUCAUAUUUACUGCUUUAUUAGCAAAUUUCAGGAUGGAUUGUGUAAGUGGGUGUGUUGUCUGCUAACAAAAUGAGGAGCAUUUUCUGAAGUUAAGUAGGAUCCAGAUAUUUUAUACAAUUGUAGUCGGAAGCAAAAUACUGAGGUGAGGUGGUCAUUCUUGAAUAUUACUGUACAUCAGCUGUAAGCUGUACCACACCUGAAAAAGCGGUGUCUUCGUGCUGUAGGAUAGCGUUGUUUACUUAACAGGAGGUUGAAUUGCAUUGUGGUCACUGCAGCACUGCAAAGUAAAAGUCUGAAAAGGUGAAAAGGUCUUUGUGCUGUACAGGAAGUUUAAAUGGUGUGUACAACUCACAUCAUUUUCUGUUUUAAAUGUAUGCAUGUACGUAUGCUCAUUAAGAAUGAUAGGAAUUAGAGGACUGCACAAACUGUAGUCAUCCAGACAGAGAGAAUGUCAGACGCGCAAUUUGUGAUCUCCACUCUUUCUGUUGGAUAAGUAAUGAUUUAAAAAUCUGUGUUCUCAUUUUCUGUGAUUAAACUGUUACAAAGCUUUCCAAUUUAAGACCCAAGUAAGAGCUACAAGGGAGUAUCUUAUACUUAUACUUAUAAAUAACAGCCAUUCCUCUGCCAGUCAUUUAUAAGUAGAUUUCGCACCCAAAUUAUCACUAUGUCUUCCCUCUCUACUCUCUACUGUAAAUAAGGGUCUACAGAACUAUUAUGUAGCAUGUCAUAUUAAAAAGUUCAUAUUUAAGCAAGCUAACUCACCUGCUUUAAUCCAGGUGGAAGAUAGUACAAAACACGUAGGAACUUUCACAAACCACUGCUUUAAUCUAAUGGUAUUCACACCAUGUGUUUUUUUGUUAAUGGUCUGUGGCACACUGAUUAACAAAAUAGUUUAGUGUCUGACGUGGGAUGCCCUGCAAUUGAUGUGAACCUAACUAUAUGAUAGCUAUCAAGAAAUAUAAUAGCAUACACAGGAUACUCAGGAUAUACAGUUUAUAUGUAAAACCAGUUAAUCUGCUGUUGAGGAAAGCCAGUAGUGAUAAAAAAAUAUAACUGGUGACACAGCCCUGUGCUUUGCUGUCACCUCCUCCCUGUGUUGUUUUGCAGCAAACUCUUGGCUCCAGUACAGACAUUCUUAUGGUUCAAGGAAACAUCUUUUGAAUGGUAGCUUAAUUUCCCAAAGCCUUAGGAACAGUUCUCAAGGAUUAUUUACUGUUCCUGUGAUUUUUCACACGGUACAGUGUUGGUUGAAGUAAAUGUACAAGUUAGCAGAGAUAAAUUUAAUCUGAGAACAAAACUAGAUUAAAAAUAUUAAGAAGUGUUUGUGCUUUUGCUGUGAUACAAAUACUGAAGAAUGCUACUACAGCUAAAUAUUGGCUAUAAUGUAUUGGAGAAUAUUUGUUUUGAACUAACUCCCAUGGAAAUGUUAAAUGUGGAAGUGUUAAAUGAGUGUGGAAGGGAUCAUUAAUAAUGCUUUGGUGCAUUUGUUGAGUUACAGACUAAUUCUGAAAAUCACAAACCUAAACAUAAAAUAGCUAAGAGUGAUAUAGUUUGUGAAAUAUUGGUGUAGAUUUUAUUCUUGUCCUCGCAUAGGAUUUGAGCUUCAUUAAAUAUAAAUACUUCAUUUAUUGGCAUAUAGUAGCAGUCACAUAUUCUCUAAACUAGCAUCCAAAAGGAGAAUAUUUGCAUAUUGUUCAUGAUGGCUGCAAAAAAGUAAAAACGUUUUUAAAAAAUCAUAAGUGCAUAUUAGGCAACUUUGCACUUCAGACUUCCAUUAAAAAAGGACAUUGACAAUAAUUUGUAAAACAGAUUCGCUGUUAUAUAUAUAUGUGUGUCUGUAACUGGCCAAUAGGAGCACCCUAAGUGGGGAAUGUGGAAUUGUGGGACAAGAUCCUUGUUCACAAAAGUGAAAACUUUGGCAAAUUAAAAUUAAAUGACUUAAAGGUUGGUGAUGUUAAAAUGAACAAAAACGAGGAACAGUAUUGACUCUUCCUGCACAUAGGUUCAGAUUUACAGAGGUUAGGUUUUUUAUUACCCUAAAAUAUUUCCCCAUAAAUAUGUAAACAGUGGAAAAUAACAAUUCUAAUACAAAAAGUACAUACACAAAGAUGUAUACAGUAUAUAUAUUAAAAAUUAUCCCACUUUCACGCCCUACCUCCUCUCCUGCAAAAAAAGAAACAACAGGGUUUAUAUAUAUAAAACAUAAUACAUCAGAAAAAUGUAAAUAUAUUUAUGCAGACAGGAUAUAUGUUUAUAUAUUAUCAGUUUUACAGGAGUUAAUGUUAAGAGGAAAAUGCAGUAGUGGAUUUCGUUGUACUUUAUUUACUAAGCACAUGUAUUUUCUUUACAAUUUAACUUGAAAUAAUAUAAGGCUGUUUCUUUUGAAGGCUUAACCUGGAAUUGCUGUGUUAGGACUAUUCUAGGCAGGAUUGAGAUGUUCAGAAGGGAGUACAAUUACAGUAGAUCUCAUCAUCUGCUGCCCCUGUUUCUCAAUGUCACCAUAAUUCUGCCCCUCGUUUCCUAUCAUUUGUAUACAUUUAUAGUAUGUAAUUGAAAGUAGCUUUGGUCCAAAGGUAAAAAGUUAUACAGUAUAGCCAUAAGAACGGGUUUAUUGAUUAAAUGUAAUUUCAACAGCCUUGUUUUAAGAUUAAUUCGUCAGGAUUAUUUUUUUUUUGGCCUUGCAUCCUAAUGGACUCCAAAACACGUCAGGCUUUCACAGUUGGUUAUUUUUAAAUGACAAUCAUUAGCACUCACUUGAAGGUAUGUUUGGCUUUGUGUAAUUAUAUCCAGGAACUCUUUCUGCACAAUUGUUUUCCUUUGGCAACAAUAUAAUAUCCUAAUAAAUGCAAUAUCUAAGCACUACAAAAAACAUUCACAUUUGUAAAAUUUCACAGUUUCCCCUUAAUAUGCUAAAUCUAGGCUUUGUCUUAUUUUGGAAAUUGAUUAGAACAUGGGUUAGUAACUUUUCCCCAAAAAACCUCCAAAUUCAGUGGCAAAAAAAGCCUAUUAACAAAUAUAAAUAUAAUUGAUUGAAAUUACUGUAAUUAUUAAUAGGAUUGGCACUUGCAAACACAACUACCACUGUAUCUUUUCACAUUUAUUUGAAUUUUUCAUUGCAACUGGAAAACACCUGCUUCAUGCACGCAUUCAAUCUUCUGUCAGUCUUGAGCAUAAAUGACCUUUUUUGUGACUCAAAUAUAAGAAAGCCAGCUCAAGCUUUAUAGUGGAAACAAACAUUAACCAAAACUGAUACUCAGCUUCGUUUUGUAUUUGAUGGUGGGAAAGUUCAUUAUGAGUUUCAGAUUAGCAUUGCACUUUCAUUUCACAUCCGCCAGUGGUGCAGUUUCGCCAGUUCUGUACAUUAAGCAAAGUAUUGUGCAUCAGAAUUCAGCCAGAUAAUUUCCCCCCACUCUCACAGCUGUUGAAAUCAGCUACAGCAUUUUCCAAAUCUCUUACUGGAAUGUCCUGAAAUUAAACAGAGCACCGUGCUUACGAGUCAACCAGAUGAACAUUUGAAUGCCAUCACUAGCUCAGACACAAAAAAGGCAAGCUCCUGCAAGGCAAGGCUUUUAUUUGGAUUCUCAGUCUGCUAGAAAUAAAAAAAAAAACAUCUGUCGUCUUUUCAAAUGUGCCAGUCUGCCCCCUCAAUAUUGUUGAUUAACUUAAUUUUUGACUCGCUUCCAAACUGCUACAGAAUCAGGACUUAUAGCUUAGGAUUCAGUACAAUAAUGAAGUUACCCUGCAUGUAAUUUCUGCUGUAAAAUAUCAUUUAUUUCCCAUUUUAGUGCCUUGUUUUCUUUAAGUGGACAAAAGUGUAGGGUUCUCUUUUUCCAUUUUUCAAGAAUGGUAUGUGAUUACAAUUGUGCAUUUUAGUGCAGUUACGCAGGUGGCCCUUCUGACAUCUUAAGACUUACUACAAUCCAAGUGAUUCCAGCAGUGUGUGACUUGGAUUCGUGUUACACAGCAGCUAUCUCUUUCACAUACACUCUGUUCUCAUUGGGAUUGAAUAUGCAGCAGAUCACUGUACAUUAAAAAAUCAGUUCUGAAUGUUUUAUCAAGUUUGUGACUCUGUCGCAGAGAAAUUGUAUUAGAUGCUGUGUUGCCUUUGGUAGUGAAGUCUUUUCAAUGUGCCACACAUUAGUCUUUACCCAUCUACCUCUGGAAGCCGAUUACAUUAGUAAAGUUGGUGCAUCCCAAAGACUUUUGUUGUAUUUCAGAUCACACUAAGUAUGUCUCCUUAAAAAAAAAACACUUGAAAAAUAAAAUAAAACCUAAAUUACAACUUAAUUUUGUAUACUAGCAGAAUAUGAAAUGACUGAACCCUUUUUAUGUGCAAUCUCAUCAUUUCCCCAUUUCAGUAAAAAGAUUUGAGUUUCAUGUGACCUCAUUAAUCCUCCUAAUGGAGGCUUAUGACAUUGCUGUACUGCAAAAGAAUGUACUGUAGUUCAGGUCUUAAUGGUUUUCACCUGGCUACAGUCCAAUCGAGAUUGUUUAGGUGUGGUUCAUGCUGUUGGUCCACCUCAAAUGAGUCAUAGUCCAUGCUUUAGACAGCUUUUUCAAGAACUGCAGUUCUUAGCAAAGACACUUCAAUAUCUGUCCCAGCGAAAUGUUGAACACAAAGAUUUGACAAUUAAACUUUAAGACAAAUGUGUAGGAAGGUUAGUAAAAUGGGACAAAAUUGGCUCAAAGUGUCUGUUGAUGUGCCAAAGAACUGGGGAAAGAAAAACCUAGAGAACAGUUUUUGUGUUGAAGAAAUUCAGUAUUAAAUCAUUAGGACCUUGACGGAGCAGCGUGAUGUACUUCCUGAUGAGAUGUUUUAAGCAGACACAGGGGCUCUUACCUUGGGUCAUCACUGAACUUGACACAGAAAGUGCAAUUGCUUCCUUCUGUUCAGCCUCAGAGACUAAAGUACUUUUAUGCCUUUAUUUGACCAUUUAUUCACUAUUUUCUGGAUUGUACCGCUGUGGAGGUUAGGAGUAGACCUCGUAUGGUACUGUUUUUUUCCUGUUAACUGUUACUCAAUGUUAUGUGCAGUUGUUGUGCUUCAUAUCUAUGACAGUGAAAGGGUUUUGCUAACUGGAGUAUGUCUCAGCUUCAGAUGUGCAUUUUUGUGACGUCAGUGGGCUUAAAUUCCACUCAGUGCCUCAUAAGUGCAUAAAAUGUAGUAAAAUAUUUGUACCAUAUAUCUGUGUAUAAGUGUUCCUUUCCAACGUGGUCCUGCUGUUGUAAUUAAUAUAAGGUCCAAGGUUUUUGAUUGCAGUGAGGUGUCCUGCUUUUAUUGCUUCUGUAAGAGUGACUUGUUUUCCUAUGGUCAGUAAUCCAUGUUUAAUUCCACAAUUUACUGACCCAUUAUGGAAGUUCAUUGCCGGAACAAAAUUUGUAUAUUUUGGGAAAAGAUUAUAGGGUUUAAUUGCUUUUUUUUUUCAUUUGAACUGUACAAAUAUUGCACUGACUGUAACAUUGUUUUCUGAUUGCAUUUAAGUGUAAAUUUGAUGUGUAACAUGAAUGUUAAAGUAUAUAUAUAUAAAACAAUAGAGCUACAUGUCCAACAUCAAAACAAAAUAUAUAAGUGGGACGUUUA
Molecule: messenger RNA, 10160 nt
Organism: Lepisosteus oculatus (spotted gar)
Lineage: Eukaryota; Metazoa; Chordata; Actinopteri; Semionotiformes; Lepisosteidae
Product: diacylglycerol kinase theta
Molecular function (GO): ATP-dependent diacylglycerol kinase activity
Source: RefSeq, a predicted model, not a curated record